UCAUUACCAUAUGAUCUACUGUGGGUGUCAGCCUGGGUUCUGUUCAUUGAGGGAAAUCUUACUUUUUUACUGUGCUGUGGAAUGGAAGAAGCAGGAGGAUUUUCCACCAAGUGACAGUCACCGAGCAGUAACCUUCCCCUCCUUCUUUCCGCACCUGCACGGUCUCCUGCCUGGGUUGAAUAUUUUAGUUUAAUUGCAUCUCAGCUCUGAGGGCGCCCGUUGCAAAUCCUUGGAUUAAAAGAUUCACUGCUGCUUCCCAGAAUAGAUGAACUAAACCAUGAAGGUGGCUGUCUUCUUUCUUCUGCUCCUGCCAGUUUGCUUUGCCAAGCCAUUCCAUCAGAAAGGCUUGUUUGACUUUAUGCUUGAAGAUGAACCAGGUUCAGGUGAUGAAGUUACAGGAUUGCCUUCCCUUGCACCGGGCCCUGUAUGUCCAUUCCGCUGCCAAUGCCAUCUUCGGGUUGUUCAGUGUUCUGAUUUAGGUCUGGAACAAGUUCCAAAGGAUCUUCCCUCUGACACUACCCUCCUGGAUUUGCAGAACAAUAAAAUUACUGAAAUCAAGGAUGGAGAUUUCAAGAAUUUGAAAGACCUCCAUGCACUGAUCCUUGUGAAUAACAAAAUCAGCAAAAUCAGUCCUAACGCUUUUGUUCCACUGAAGAAACUAGAAAGACUUUACCUUUCCAAGAACAAUUUAAAGGAGCUUCCAGAAAAUAUGCCCAAAACCUUGCAGGAGCUUCGGGCACAUGAGAAUGAAAUCAACAAACUAAAGAAAUCUGUCUUCAAUGGGCUGAACAAUGUGAUUGUUGCAGAACUAGGCACCAACCCGCUAAAGAGCUCAGGUAUAGAAAACGGAGCCUUUCAGGGGAUGAAGAAACUCUCCUACAUCCGUAUUUCAGAUACCAACAUAACUUCUGUCCCUAAAGGUCUUCCCCCAUCUCUGACAGAACUUCAUCUUGAUGGCAACAAAAUCAGCAAGAUUGAUGCAGAGAGUCUAAAUGGACUCAACAAUUUGGCUAAACUUGGCCUCGGCUUCAACAGCAUCUCUGGUGUGGAUAACGGCUCCCUAGCUAAUGUGCCUCAUUUGAGAGAGCUCCAUUUAAACAACAAUGAGCUUUCCAAAGUACCAGGUGGGCUUGGAGAGCACAAAUACAUACAGGUGGUCUACCUUCAUAACAACAAAAUCGCUGCCGUUGGUCCCAAUGAUUUUUGCCCUCCAGGAUACAACACUAAAAAGGUUUCUUAUUCAGGAGUGAGUCUGUUCAGUAACCCUGUGCAGUACUGGGAAAUCCAACCAUCCACUUUCCGAUGUAUCUAUGAACGAUCUGCAAUACAAAUUGGAAAUUACAAAUAGAUGCACAGAUGCAUUUCAGCUAUGAAUACCUGUUACCUGUUAAAAUUGUUGCAAAUGCAAACCAUUAAAGCCAAAUACUGGAAACUUAACUGCAGAGUGGAUAUCAUUAUAUAUGUAAAAGACAUAUCAAUCCAAAACAAUAAUGCCUAAUGUACUUUCUGUUCACUUCAUUGCCCUUGUGUGGCAUAAUUCUGUGGUAUCUCUCAGUUAAUUGAGUGCAAUUGAUUUCAGUCGUUUACUUUGUAUGGCAUUUGGGGUAAAUAUUUUUCAAGCUUUUCAUAUAAUUAAAAAAUUAUUUAGGUAAUAGUAUUUUACAGCAGCAGAAAUUAAAAUGAGAUGAAAUAUUCAGUAUUCUGUAAGAAAAACUCUUGGGUAAACAUAAUCCAAACUUUAACCAAACUUCAUAAAUCUAAUAGGAUCUUCUACAAGUUAAAAGUCUGACUGUUCUAGUGCACUUAUAUGGCAUAAACAAUAUCAAAAUGUUGUUUUGACAGUAAUCUCUUAAUAUAUACACAUUUUCUUUUCUGAGUAAUUUUUAAACAUUUUCCCUGAUUAUUCUAUGAAAGGUUAGCAAAAUGUUGUACUGAACAAAAUAAUACUAAAGAGUCACAUUAGUAUUGUAACCCUGGAUGCUUCAAUUUUUGCAUUACAACAGCUCAUUUCUAGAGGAAUAAUUUGUUUCUGUUCUAACAUGAUUAGCCCAAGCUAGCCCAAUCUUGCCAAAUGUUGGAAGCUAAGCAGGACUAGCCAUGGUUGGUACUUGGAUGGGAGCCCACCAAGGAAGUCCAGGGUUGCUUCAUUGAGGCAGGCAAUUGGAAACCACUUUUGAAUGUCUCUUGCCUUUGGAAACCCUAUGGGGUUACCAUAAAUCAGCUGUGGCUUGAUGGGACUUUCCAUCACCAACUUUUCCUCUCUUUGGUUAUAUGACCAUGUAUUUGGAUCAUAAUCCACUGAGCCACAUUCCCAUUCCAUUUCUAUUCGUUCAAUAGGAUCUGCAUAGGAAUCCACUCAAUGGAGUAUGCCUGGUGAUCUAUAGGCAUGAGUAAAUUAAGUAGGAAUUAGCCUUCUGCAUUAAUAUGUUGCCCUUAAGUUCAAAAACAAACAUUCAUCUAUUCUUUUUGUGGCAUUUGAGUUUUAACAAUAUUUUCAAAUACAGUGCAGGCAUACACCAUUUACUUGUUUAGCCAUACACAUAAACCAAUAUGCCAGGAGACAGGGAAACAUCAACUUGCCAGACUUCAAAAAGCAUAGUUUAGAAGCAAUCGCUCUUGUGAAAGUCAUCUGGAAUCAAUACUCAUAUAUAUAUAUAUAUAUAUCCCUAUUACUGACUUCAGUUAGUAGUGAGCACGGAGCAUAUCAAAAGAUGGCUGUACAUUUCUAGGAUCACUACAAAAUUAAUUGUAUACUUUUUUCACGUCACACUUUAAAAAAUCUGGAUACCUCGUAACUGUCCACAAUACAAUCUUUUCAAUGUAUGUAUAUGUUUUUAUAUUAAACAAUACUAGCAAACUCUGAAA
This is a messenger RNA of Eublepharis macularius, 2865 nucleotides long. RefSeq names its product decorin (gene DCN). Lineage: Eukaryota; Metazoa; Chordata; Lepidosauria; Squamata; Eublepharidae. The coding region runs from base 278 to 1348 and encodes 356 amino acids. Gene Ontology annotation, molecular function: protein binding. The transcript has 8 exons. The record is from RefSeq and is a predicted model, not a curated record.